Messenger RNA from Thalassophryne amazonica, 4266 nucleotides. It is a transcript of the gene asb7, whose product is annotated as ankyrin repeat and SOCS box containing 7. The transcript is spliced from 5 exons. NCBI's taxonomy places the organism in Eukaryota, Metazoa, Chordata, Actinopteri, Batrachoidiformes, Batrachoididae. The record is from RefSeq and is a predicted model, not a curated record. Gene Ontology annotation, biological process: intracellular signal transduction. The coding region runs from base 324 to 1319 and encodes 331 amino acids. Gene Ontology annotation, molecular function: protein binding.
UUCAGCGUCUGUCACGUCAGUCUUUGUUUUAGUCUCAAAGCUCUUGUUUAUUUUUUUGUUUGUUUGUGUGAAAAUCUGCUUCAUUAGUUCCAGGACGUAAAGACUUCGAGUGUUGCACUUUUUCGGAAUCCACUUUGGCACGUUACAAAUGUCAGUCAAGCUAGCGAGCAGGUUAGCUUCAGAUGAAGUUAGCUGUCAGGCUAAGCAGCGUUAGCUUCCAGGAACCCAAAUGUUUGCAGACUGAGUGGACGUAGGGGCAGUUUGGAGUUCUUUGUCUACUUCCCUCGGCACUGCAGCUGUACACUGACAGGUGCAGGUCAGAUAUGACUAAGAGAAGCCCGUCCCUUCACCUCAUCAAAAGGAUGCUGAACCAUCACUGCAGAAGGAACCCUGAGCUUCAUGAGGAGCUGCAGAUCCAGGCUGCAGUGGCAGCCGGAGAUGUCUGUACCGUAAGGAGAAUGCUGGAGCAAGGCUAUUCGCCCAAGAUUCGUGAUGCCAAUGGCUGGACUCUGCUACACUUCUCUGCUGCUAAAGGAAAGGAGAGAUGUGUUCGUGUCUUUCUGGAACAUGGUGCUGACCCCACAGUGAAGGACUUCAUCGGCGGCUUCACAGCACUUCACUAUGCUGCUAUGCACGGCCGAGCGCGCAUCGCUCGACUUAUGCUGGAGUCAGAGUUUUGCAGUGACAUUAUUAACGCUAAAAGCAACGAUGGCUGGACACCGCUCCAUGUAGCCGCUCAUUAUGGCCGAGACUCAUUUGUGCGGCUCCUCCUUGAGUUCAGGGCCGAGGUUGACCCGCUCAGUGACAAAGGCACCACGCCGCUACAGCUGGCCAUAAUUCGUGAGCGCUCCAGUUGUGUUCGGAUCCUCCUUGACCACAGCGCCAACAUUGACAUUCAGAACGGGUUUCUGCUGCGGUACGCUGUCAUCAAAGGCAAUCACUCAUACUGCCGAAUGUUCCUGCAGAGGGGAGCAGACACCAAUCUCGGGCGUCUCGAAGACGGACAGACACCGUUGCACCUGUCAGCCCUCAGGGACGAUGUGUUGUGUGCUCAGAUGCUCUACACAUACGGAGCAGAUACCAACACCAAGAACUACGAAGGCCAGACACCAGUUGCUGUGUCAGUUAGCAUGUCUGGGAUCAGCCGGCCGUGUCUGGACUUCCUGCAGGAGGUCACCAGGCAUCCUCGGACUCUGCAAGACUUGUGUCGGAUAAAAAUCCGUCACUGCAUUGGUCUACAGAGCUUAAAGUUCCUGGAGGAUCUACCAGUUGCAAAAGUUAUGAAAGACUAUUUAAAACACAAGUUUGACAGUGUGUGAUGACAUCGGUAUGUGGGUGUGGCCAACAGUCUCGGGUCUGAUUUAAGACUAUGCAAUCACCCAGUUCCCUGGUCAGAAGAACGGUCAUGUAUCCACCUGAGGUAUUCAGAUGAAGUUCUGUGUAUCAGACCUUUUUGUGUGCUCAUGUGACAUUACCUCAUGUUUGGGGGCCAAAUCAACACUCUCACUGCAGAGUUAAAAGACACUGCCUGGAAAAAAUGAUGGCUUUUUAAGGAGCUCCUAAAAGGACAUCAGAACAAAAAAAAAACAUUUACCAGAGACGGGUACUGGAUAUGCUUUUGAUAGGUCUCAUGCCGUAGUUUUUGAUGAGGUUGAUAUGAUGUAUUUCCCUUUGGGCUCAAUGGCAGUCACGUCAUUUUCCCACAGUUGGCAUGGGCAGUAGAUGUCAUUUGUCUUAUCGAUUUGUAAAAGACUACAUUCAUUUUUUUUUUGCUACAUUAUGGUAAGCCUGUAGCCUGUGUUUCAACUUUUAAUAUAAAUUAAAAGUCUUUAUUUUUUUAAGUAUUUUUUGCACAAUUUUUAAUUUUGUUCAUUCUCUAGUGGGUUAGUUUGCUGAAUUCUUGUCUUGCAAAAUUAUUAUGAGAUCCUUCAAAAGUAUAUCCAGUGCUCCAUAAGCUUUUAUGCUUUUUCAUGGCAUUAAAUCAAAACAUUAUACACAUUAAUCUAAAACAAAUCCACAAAACAUGAACACGAUUAAAUCAACUCAUUGUUAUGGAUUACAUCAGUUAAUAUAACACUAGUAAAUCAUCACUUUCACAGCCAGCUGGUUUUACUAGAUAAGUAACUGGUGGAUGUUGUAGUACACCUCAUAUCAGGAGGCAGUUCUCCAAAACUGAAGGGAUGUGAAGAAGGAGAUGCAUAGGAAGCCCCCAAGACACACGUGACAACUCAGGAGUUAAAGGCUUUAGCUGUGACUGGAGAAAUCAGGAAGAGGUGAGACUGUAUGGAAAAUGCAAAUAAAUAAAAAAUGUUUUGUAUGGUCAGCUUAAUUUUAUUUGUUUCAUUCAUUUAUUUCAGGCCUGGAAGACAUUCCAAAGAAAGUUGUGAUGGGGUCAAUUUAGGGCAAGUAAUGAAGUGAAAAAAAUUAAAUGAUGAUGAUUUCAAACAGGCAAUUGUAAGUCUUGAUUUGUUACAAAGCCAGAAUACCCUAAAGGCUGAGACUUUGAGGAGCAAAAAUGGUCAGAGGAUCUUCAGUUUGUCAACACAUGCAGCAGAAAAUUAUUGAAAUGUUUCAACACAUUGUUCAUCAAGGGGAAGGGAUUUGCAGGACUGGCCUGCUGCAGUCCUGACCAAUCUACAAUAGAGGAUCUGUGGAGAAUUCAGAAAUGAAAAAUGCAACAUUUGCAGGAACAGUCAGACAAACUAAGGGCCCCUUCACACAUAACACGAAAGAUGCAGACACCAGAAGAAAAUCCACGAACCAGAAACAAAAUGGGGAACCGCAAAACAUUUCACCUGCUGUCGGGAGGGACGCACGGUCAGACAGGCGUGCACGAUACCGCGGCAACGGUUUGGUGCACGCUCUUGUUCCUGCGUACGAACACAGUACGAGCACGUGGAAAGUCUCGCACACAGCAGCAGAGUAAAAAAUUAAUACACCACCACAAUUUAUAAUACUUAAUUCCUGUUAUAAAGAGUGGAUUAGUGGAUUUAGCCUCCAUCUAGACGUACACCAGGAAGUGAUGAAAUAACAUGGACUGUUCUCCCUUUCAUGAUUUACAUGAAUUAUCUGAUGCGCUCCUCUCAUGAAGACAUCAGCUGGGCUCUCGUCUUAUGAAGAGGCAGCUCUCGUGUCAUGAAAGCAUCAGCCGGCAUGGCGUGUCCAGUGCGCAGUGAUCCGCCUGUGACCGUGUUGCAAAUGUGAUACUUGUUUUAAUUAUUACAGUGUGGGGAAAUCCCACAGUGACAAACGCCUCGUGGUGGUUCUCAGCAUGGCACGCAGCUGAUGCACUGCAACGCAUGGCGCGGCAGUCAACUGAAGCGAUAUAUUUUAAUUUAUUCCCAUGUGAGGUCAGCAAUCUGACAUCCACGCUCGCGUGGACAUGCCCAUCUGUUUGUUCAGCCCACAGAACAAAGUGUCACUCUCCUUGUCUUUGCUCUGUGACUACUUAUUUUGGUUAUUUAUAUAAUUGUGUAUGUUGUUAUUGUAGUAAUUAUUUUUAUACCUUUCCUGGCUGUGUUCUCUGUGUUUUUAAUGUAACACGUCGUGUGCAUGGAGCCGUCAUUUGAAGCUGUCAGUGAGUGGCUGGGCAGCGAUCAGCUGAGAGGCGCCUUGCCUCAGACGUGUGCACUCAGACGUGGCUGGCCGGUCCCCAUGUGAUCAUGUCUGUACAUAAUUAUCAGCAUUUGAAGCAAGUGUGCCCCCCCCCCAAACAUGCCACGUGUUUCGGGGGGGGCACAAUACACAUGCACGCCACGUGUUGAGGCGGGAGCCGAGACUCUGGCACACCACACUUACACACAUUUCACAGACAGCUCGAAUGUGGUUGCCUGCUAUCUACUAUCAUGCCAGGAGUGCGAAUAGCCCCGCCUUUGCUAAGUGCCCGGCAAGCAGUGUUAGAUGCUUGUGUGUGGCACCUGGAAUUUGACACGUGCCGAGAGAGGGUUUGAAUGGACACUCGGAGGGCAUUUGCUGUCUUUCGGGCCGCCUGUGUGUGCGAAUGGUUUUUGCGGCAGCUCCGAUUUUUCAUGAGUGGCAUGCAGUUCCUCCUUCGUGCACCAGUCAGCUUCAGUCGUGUUAUUUGUGAACAGGCCCUAACGUGAAACGCUUCAUGACUUGGUGUCCUCAAUGUGAAAACAUCUCUUAAGUGUUGUGAGAAGGAACAGCGACAUAACAAAGUCCAACUUUUUUGGGAAUCUGUUGCAGCCCUGAAAUGCAUGAAUGGAUGAACAUGAAUAAAUGAAAUGAAGUUGACCAGAAAACAAA